Lolium rigidum is the source of this 2416-nucleotide messenger RNA. RefSeq names its product phosphatidylinositol/phosphatidylcholine transfer protein SFH13-like. The transcript is spliced from 14 exons. Bases 106 to 1953 code for a protein of 615 amino acids. Lineage: Eukaryota; Viridiplantae; Streptophyta; Magnoliopsida; Poales; Poaceae. The record is from RefSeq and is a predicted model, not a curated record.
CUCGAGCGGCUAUAUACACACAGACUGACUGUCAGAUCACUGAUCAGUUCCACAACAGAGAGCGCGAAGCCAAACCCCUGAUCAUUUGCCCUGCAUUUGCGGAGAAUGUCAGAGAGCAACAUCGACGGCAUAGAGGUAUCGGGCAGCAAUGACGAGCGGAGGGACGCCGACAACUCGGAGGACGAGCCCAAGCACCGCAGGAUGCGCUCGCUGCGGAAGAAGGCGCUGCACGCGUCUACGAGGCUCACGCACUCGCUCAAGAAGCGGGGGAAGCGCAAGGUCGACUGCAGGGUGCCGAGGAUCGCGAUAGAGGAUGUCAGGGAUGCCGAGGAGGAGCAGGCCGUCAGCGCGUUCCGAGAGGUUCUGUUCGCCAGGGGCCUGCUGCCAGAGAGGCAUGACGAUUACCAUAUGAUGCUGAGGUUUUUGAAGGCUAGGAAGUUUGACUUCGAGAAAGCAGCGCAAAUGUGGGAGGAGAUGCUGCAGUGGAGGAAUGAGUUUGGCACAGAUACAAUUUUGGAAGAUUUUGAAUUCCAUGAGCUAGAGGAGGUGCUGCAAUACUAUCCCCAGGGUUAUCAUGGGGUUGACAAGGACGGAAGGCCUGUCUAUAUCGAGUUGCUGGGGAAAGUUGAACCCACCAAGAUUGUGCAAGCCACAACGAUGGAACGAUAUAUCAAGUACCAUGUGCAAGAGUUCGAGAGAGCGUUCCGUGAGAAGUUUCCUGCCUGCUCAAUUUCUGCUAAAAAGCACAUUGAUACAACAACCACGAUAUUGGAUGUGCAGGGUGUGGGCUGGAAGAACUUUGGUAAGAUUGCAAGGGAUUUAGUGCGCUGCGUGCAGAAAAUAGAUGGUGAUUAUUAUCCUGAGACACUACAUCAAAUGUUCAUUGUAAAUGCCGGAGCUGGUUUCAAACUGAUCUGGAGCACUGUGAAGGGACUUAUUGACCCCAAAACAUCAUCUAAAAUUCAUGUUCUAGGAACAAAAUACCAAAGCAGGCUCCUUGAAGCUAUUGACGCAAGCCAAUUACCAGAUCUUUUUGGUGGUUUGUGCACAUGCUCUAACCAGGGAGGAUGCCUGAGGUCCAACAAAGGCCCUUGGAGUGAUCCUUUAAUCAUGAAGAUUGUACAUAGCAUGGAAUCAUCUUCGCUGAGGGAAAUUGCGCAAAUAUCUGAUAUAGAGGAAACAAUUACAGGCUCUUUAAGAUUGCGUGCACUCAAGUUACCAGAAAGAAUCAGUGAUACAUCAAAUGCUGAAUCAAGUUCAGAUGUUGACGAUCUUGGAUCCCCGAUAGCCCCUGAAGAUGUUAAGUAUCAUGGUUUGGCUCCAGUCCGUGAGGAAGCCAGGGAAUCAGGAUCAACAACAUAUGGCCGUUCUGAGGAUCAGAUUCUUUUAGUGGAUAAAGCUGUUGAGUCCAAUAAAAGAUAUAACAUUGCUGGAAAUGUAUUGAGCCAGUACAACUCACGACAAAAUACAUCGAGGAACAGAGUUUCACCUGAGCCAGGUCGCGCCCUGAAUGACCAUGAAGGAGAUGCAGCCGAGGGGAUUUUGAAAUUAUUCUCAAGAAAAGUUCUUGCUGUAAUUGUCAAAGUGCUCUCUAUAUUGCGUUUGUUCACUCGUCACCGGCAACAGUUGGAAAAUGUUCAUCUGCAUACUGCAACCGUACCCAGUAAUCCAGCGAAUCUUCAGAUAGUUAAGGAAGACAGAGUAAAUCCUUGCCUGGAGCGUCUGGAAAGACUUGAGUCGAUGUGUAAUCAACUCAGCAGAAAGCCUCCCGAGAUCCCACAGGAUAAGGAUCGUGCUAUACAGGAUUCUUUUGAUAGAAUAAAAUCCAUUGAGUAUGAUCUUGAAAAGACAAAGAAGGUAUUGCAUGCAACAGUGAUCAAACAAAUGCAGAUGGCUGAGACAUUGGAGUCUGUGAAGGAGUCUGAUCAUAGGAGAAGGAAAUUUUGUACAUAAUAAACUUACAAGAACGUACAUGAACAAGAGAAACAGAGAUGGCGGCUUCAAUGUCUCUGCUUUCUGACAGAAAGUUAACCAGCAGUGCGUUGUAUAUGGUUGCUAUCUCGCUUUUCUUUUUGGCCAAUCAAAAAGAUGAGCGAUGCUUAGUGUUAAUAAGAAGGAUAGAUAGUUGGUGACCUGAGAAAAACUGAGCGGAUAGUCAAAGAAGAGCGUCCUGGAAGAUACUGAGUAAAUUGAAUUUCCCGGCAUAUAUAUAGACCAAAAGUAAUUUAAAGAGGAACCCAAACGCACAGCUGAACGUAUGUCUAUGUUCUGUGUUUCCUCUGCCCCUUUGAGCCUCCUGAUCUGCUACUUGCCUGUAUGUAUCGCCCCAAUGCUCCUUUGCAUUGUCAUUGUCAUUGUCAGAACAGUUGAGGCUUUGCUCUCAUAAUUAACAACAUUCUUUGGUUGAUAGCUUCAA